AUGCUGACCCUUGGUGAGUAUCAGCUAGAAGUCGUUCAAAAAUUCAACUACCUGGGAAGUUGUAUCAGCGCGCGUGGAAUUGAAUAUGAGAUCACGAACCGUACAGCAAAAGCUCGAGGCGCUUUUUCUAACCUUCGUCGCUUAUGGUGGCUGCGCGACAUAACUGUCAUUCUGAAAGGUAGAAUGUACAGUGCAGCGUUCGCCGACACACCAAGCGAAGCAACCUUUACGCAUUCAUUGUUGCACCAGGAACACUGCACGCCUUCUUCGUCAGCGCACCAGCAUUCACACCACUCUAGUUCAGUAGAAGCUCUACCCGUGUCAUCUGUCGGCUCUUUUUCUUCUAACAGACCACAUCACUCGUUAACUGUGGAUAAUAGGCGGGUUUCAUUCAGCAUUCCGGGUCAAACGGAAUUGUCCGGUAUAGGAACCUCCUCACAGUCUCGCGAAUCGGAUAACUCAGUUUACUUGUCUGGCAUCUCUCGUUCGGAAUCUGUCCCUGGUCCAUCUACUUCACAUACUAAAACCAGGAAAGCGACUAGCAACACAUCUAGCCUGCACGUUCUUACUAGUCCACCUCCAACCGAACAUCGUGAAAAAAGGACUGUUUCCAAGAAGCAUCGACCGAACAGCCCACAGGAGUCUUUCGUGAAUUACAACGUAGCUAGCGACUUUGGAGCCCUGUCGGAAAUCCUUACUAGUUCGGGACCCGGAACUUCGGUGGCCAAGAAAAGGCGUCGAGAUCGCCAGAAUCCGUUAUCGCGCUCACCCGGGAUUUCCUGUUUGUGUCUAACGGACAAGGAGUCAUUCUUGUGUCCUGCUCCAUUUAGCAUUGAUCUUACACUCCGUUCAGCCCACAUCGCCCCAGUCGUCUCGGACAGUGGCACUACUUUUGCAGGAAGCAUGCUCUCCGGUGGCGUCGGGUCGAACAGCUCAAAAACGCAAUCCCAGGCUUGUACAGUUUCAAGCACUCAUCAUGACCUUCGGCCAAGACAUCACAAUGUUCCUUGUGUACCGACGCCUUGUUCACUCCCUUGCGGCGUUCGUCAAACUCCUUCCGUUACCGCUGAACUACCCCACCCGGCACAAAGUGAACUGAUGCCGCAGCGCCACGUGUUCACCGCUCCCGGCGACGUACCCUGUGCACGGGUCCCCAGUGAACACGUAUCGACAGCGGCCCUCCAUCACAGCCAGCAACCUUGCACUUCGACAGAUCGCAAGCGGUGCACUGGCCAUUCCGCUCAUCCACUCGCUUCCUGCUCCCUCAAUCCUUCUGUUCCGAUCACACUGGCAGAUCCGUUUUCGUAUGUGCCGCCCAAUUCCGUUGAUCUCUCUUACUUGCCAACCCCGGAGAAUGGUGAGUACACUUUGACACUGAAUUCCUCUGCGUUAAAUUACUCAGACGAGCUUUUCUGA
Dicrocoelium dendriticum is the source of this 1416-nucleotide messenger RNA. Lineage: Eukaryota; Metazoa; Platyhelminthes; Trematoda; Plagiorchiida; Dicrocoeliidae. The record is from the annotation of a GenBank genome assembly.